Messenger RNA from Lepus europaeus (European hare), 1100 nucleotides. It is a transcript of the gene DPEP2NB, whose product is annotated as DPEP2 neighbor. The coding region runs from base 1 to 411 and encodes 136 amino acids. Lineage: Eukaryota; Metazoa; Chordata; Mammalia; Lagomorpha; Leporidae. The record is from RefSeq and is a predicted model, not a curated record. The transcript is spliced from 3 exons.
AUGCUUAAGAGUGAGCAGAUCUUGUAUAUUCACCCUAACUUGUCCUGUGUCCCCUGGGAGGGCAGUGCAGCAGCAGCUGUGCCUCCCACUUCUCUUCCUGUAUCUGGCCUCUACCAUAUCAUCUACCGAGGAUGUAGAGAAACCCAGGUGGGCUGGCACGGGGAGACACACUGCCUGGUUUGUGGCUUCCAGGUCUAUGGUGAUGCUUCUUUAGCAAAGUCCAGAACAGAGAAGCCACUCCUGUGUUGGGCUCCCAAGAGACCUCAAACUCUGGCAGAGUUGGACAAAGUCCUGAGUUGCUCUGUCCCCAAAACUUGGCACUUGCGGUGUGUGGGAACAAGAUCAGUUCGCAGAAGCUUGCUGGCCGAGCCCUUCAUGGAGGACAAAUGUCUAACUGCCUUAGAUGCUUAAUGCCCCUUCUGCAGUGACCUCCGUUGUCCACCACUGGAGACAGAGGCUGGGCCACUCUGCCGGUAGCCCCCUUCCAUACUAACUGCCCACGAACUGGGGUUUGAAGUGAGAAGCUGCUUUGAACAUCCCAGGGCUGAAGCUAGCCUGGAAGAAAACCUGAUGCUCCUCUGCCCGAUCCUGUAGAGUUUCUUCUUGGGCAGAAGAAAGAAAAGCCUGCAUUCUGCCAGCCGAGGAGAAGUCAGGAGCAGAGACGGGGUGCAGAGUGGCCAGAAUGGGCCCAGUCCGCCAGAGGGACUCCUCCCCUGAGUCAUUGCCCACACAAAACAGGAAGGAGCGGGCUUCCUGAAACUGGAAGCAGCAAGCUGUGGCUACCCAGGGAGUCUCCUGCCUGGGGUGUUAGGAGACAGAAUAAAGAAACCUAGCGAGCCCAUCUUCCUGGAGCAGGAACAGUACAGAUAAAGUCAAGCAAUACACCCCUGAGGCGCGUAUGCUUCCUUACCCCAGUCCUUUGUAGCACCAGUGGAGUUCCUGCUGCUCAAUAAAAAUUUGUUUCUGGCUUGAACUUCCUUUUAUCCAACAAGUCCAAGCCCCUAGCCUCCCUUUGCUCCUGAAGUACAUUCCUUUGUGGAGGACCUUGUCUUAUAGCACCUUCUGUUCUCAAAAUAGACCCCUGGGUGCACCAUCAGUGU